GUCCCACGUUGGUCCCGACGCAGGUGAUUGGCCACCGACCUCUCUGCCUUCUUUCCCUGGGCGGGGCCAAGCGGCUGGUUUGCUCGAGGAGUGUGAAACCGCGUGUUAAUGUAACCAGCGCGGGCGGAUACAUUGUGUCCCGUUUAUUGAGAUUUCGUCGCCGCCAAGCUGGUUGUGUGUCCCGCGGAGUUUUCUUAUUACGCGCCGCUCUUGUUUCCAUGGAGGAAGAAUCCUUGUGAUUAUUUGGGGCGGGGGGCGGGGGGGUGUAGAUCGCCUUUUUCCCGCGCCGGCCUGGAUGUUUCCUCGAAGGAUCCUGGCGAGAACUUUAGCCCGGGAUUGAGCAAGAAAGAAGAGAGAGAGAAGGCCGCGGGAAGAGUUUCGCCUGCUUGGGAUGCUGCUGUUCCGAUCGCGUGUUUGUCUGGCGUGUGGGAAUCGCCUCGUGUCGUCUUCCAAUGUGCGGCGGGGCUAGGGAAGCUGCCCGGGGGGUGCCGCAAAGGGGAGCUGCCCCUUGAUUGCCGUCCCGUCUGCGGCGGGUGGGUCAGGGGAGGGGGCUGACUCCUGCGACUCUCGGGAGGAGGGGGGACCCUUCCUCGUUCGCUUGCCUCAGCCGGGCCGCUUCGAGCACGAUCUCCCGGCCCUCUGAUUUCCUCGCCCGUGUCCCGAGCGUGACCCGGCCUUGAGUUUCUCGUCAGACACGGGAGCAACGCGGCCUUUUGUACUGGGACUCCUCGCCCGGACCGGCCGCUUGACUAGCUUGGAUUUCCCCCCUCGGAGCAAAAGAAAGGGAGCCGCCGCCGCCUCCGCUCAGGCUUUCCGGUCUUACAAGUGUGUCGGGCAAGUUCGCCGCCGGCCGAGCAAGGGGCGCUUGUUUACUUCGCCAGAAAGGACGAGCCUCGCCAGCCACGAGGAAGGGGCCUGGACAGCACUUGCGGCCCCCGGUGCGCGGCCAGAGCUCGCCCCCUCCCCCCCCCCCCGCCGGUCAUAAACCAAGAGAACAACAAAGGAAGCGGCUGGGCUCGGUGGGCGCGAGGCGGUGGCGGGAGGAUGAGCCUGCCGCUGGGGCCACAGCCCGAGUAGCGCGCGUGUCUGCCGGCGCCCCCCGCCCGUCCGCGGGCAGUUCUCUGGGAUCUAAAGUUUGGGGCUCGACCCGAGGAUUGCGCUGCGGAGGAACCAGGCGGCGGCCAGAGCCAUGUUCCCUCAGAGUCGGCAUCCCACGCCACACCAGGCUGCAGGACAGCCCUUUAAGUUCACCAUCCCCGAGUCUCUCGACCGCAUCAAAGAGGAGUUCCAGUUCCUCCAAGCUCAGUAUCACAGCCUUAAAUUGGAAUGUGAGAAGUUGGCAAGUGAAAAGACAGAAAUGCAGAGGCACUAUGUGAUGUAUUAUGAAAUGUCAUAUGGAUUAAAUAUUGAAAUGCACAAACAGACAGAAAUUGCCAAGAGAUUGAAUACAAUUUGUGCACAAGUGAUCCCAUUUCUAUCUCAAGAACAUCAACAGCAAGUGGCUCAAGCAGUAGAACGUGCCAAACAAGUGACUAUGGCUGAACUGAAUGCCAUCAUCGGGGUACGUGGCCUUCCAGGUCUACCUCCUACACAACAACAGUUGCAAGCUCAGCACCUCUCGCAUGGCCAUGGACCUCCAGUGCCUCUAACGCCACACCCAUCAGGACUUCAGCCUCCUGGGAUUCCACCCCUUGGGAGCAGCGCUGGCCUUCUUGCCCUUUCUAGUGCUCUGGGUGGGCAGUCUCACUUGGCCAUAAAAGAUGACAAGAAGCACCAUGAUGCAGACCACCACAGAGACAGAGAUCCGGGCACAAGUAAUUCACUUUUGGUUCCGGAGAGCCUGCGGAGCACAGAUAAACGGAGGAAUGGUCCUGACUAUUCCAGUGACCUGAAAAAAAGAAAAGUGGAUGAUAAGGAUUCAAGCCACUACGACAGCGACGGUGACAAAAGUGAUGACAACUUAGUUGUUGAUGUAUCCAAUGAGGACCCUUCAUCUCCAAGGGCAAGUCCUGCUCAUUCACCUCGUGAGAAUGGCAUAGACAAAAGUCGCCUACUGAAGAAAGAUGCCUCUAGCAGUCCAGCAUCCACAGCUUCAUCAGGAAGUUCUGCUUCUAUGAAAUCGAAAGAGAUAGGUUUGCAUGAAAAAGCCAGCACACCUGUUCUUAAGUCCAGCACACCAACUCCACGAAGUGAUGUGCCUACCCCAGGAACGAGCGCUACACCAGGACUUCGUGCAGGCAUUGGUAAACCUCCAACAAUGGACCCUCUGGUUAACCAAGCUGCUGCUGGCUUGAGAACGCCAUUGGCCGUGCCAGGACCGUAUCCUGCACCGUUUGGAAUGGUACCUCAUGCUGGCAUGAAUGGAGAGCUGACCAGCCCAGGGGCAGCCUACGCCAGUCUACACAACAUGUCCCCACAGAUGAGUGCUGCUGCAGCUGCAGCCGCGGUGGUUGCCUAUGGACGGUCACCCAUGGUUGGAUUUGACCCUCCUCCUCAUAUGAGAGUACCUGGAAUCCCUCCAAAUCUGGCUGGAAUCCCUGGAGGAAAACCGGCUUACUCCUUUCACGUCACUGCAGAUGGUCAGAUGCAACCAGUUCCUUUCCCUCCUGAUGCACUUAUUGGGCCAGGAAUACCUCGCCAUGCUCGCCAGAUCAACACCUUGAAUCAUGGAGAAGUAGUGUGUGCAGUUACUAUCAGCAACCCAACAAGACAUGUAUAUACUGGCGGGAAGGGAUGCGUCAAAGUCUGGGAUAUAAGCCAACCUGGCAACAAGAGUCCUGUUUCUCAGCUGGACUGUCUGAACAGAGAUAACUACAUUCGAUCUUGCAAAUUGCUCCCUGAUGGAUGCACCCUGAUUGUCGGUGGGGAAGCCAGCACGUUAUCCAUUUGGGACCUGGCAGCGCCAACUCCACGUAUCAAAGCGGAACUGACGUCCUCUGCUCCUGCAUGCUAUGCUCUAGCAAUCAGCCCUGACUCCAAGGUUUGCUUCUCCUGCUGCAGUGAUGGGAACAUUGCCGUGUGGGAUCUCCACAACCAGACUCUAGUCAGGCAAUUCCAGGGCCACACAGAUGGAGCCAGCUGUAUUGACAUUUCUAAUGAUGGGACCAAGCUCUGGACAGGCGGUCUGGACAACACUGUGAGAUCCUGGGACUUGAGAGAAGGGAGGCAGUUACAACAGCAUGACUUCACGUCCCAGAUCUUUUCCCUUGGCUAUUGUCCCACUGGUGAAUGGCUUGCUGUAGGAAUGGAAAGCAGUAAUGUGGAAGUACUUCAUGUAAAUAAACCAGACAAGUAUCAGCUCCAUCUUCAUGAGAGCUGUGUGCUGUCACUCAAGUUUGCCUACUGUGGCAAAUGGUUUGUAAGUACUGGAAAAGAUAACCUCCUAAAUGCUUGGCGAACUCCAUAUGGUGCCAGUAUAUUCCAGUCCAAAGAGUCUUCAUCUGUACUGAGUUGUGAUAUCUCUGUGGAUGAUAAAUACAUAGUCACGGGCUCGGGAGACAAGAAAGCUACUGUCUAUGAAGUAAUCUACUGAAAAAAUGUUGUAAAUGUAACUUCUAAGAGUUGAACUGGGCCAAAAUGUUCUUAAUUUGUAGAAGUAGAAAUGCUUUACCUUUUUUAAUAAAAAAGGAAGAACUUGGUUCUCACAUCUUCACAUGAUGCUGUUCAGCAUGUAUUAAACAGAAGGCGACUUUUUGGACAUCCAGCUAUUGGCUAGUUGGAACGAUGUGAAGCAAGAAGGCAAGAUGGAUUAACGUAGCAUAGUUUUGGUGGCUUUUCAAAGCAAAGUAUGCUGAAGACUGUUACAGCUCCCCCCUCUCCUUUUAUGACCUCAAAGAUCAUGCUCAUUGCCUGAAUACGUGGGUUAUGUUUCAGUUCUUACAAUUCCACCUGCAUUCUGUUUUGUGUAGAGCAGUAGUAUCUUGGAUAAACUUGUUUCCUGGUUUUGCCUCUUGGGACAUGGGAGUUUUUGUAUUUUUUGUUGAAGAUCAAACGUUUGUACAAAUUGUAAAUAUAUUUGGUUUAUUACAGUAAAGGCUUUAGUAUCAAUAAAUUGUCUCUUUUCCCCCCGA
This is a messenger RNA of Eublepharis macularius, 4070 nucleotides long. RefSeq names its product transducin-like enhancer protein 1. Gene Ontology annotation, molecular function: transcription corepressor activity; protein binding. The record is from RefSeq and is a predicted model, not a curated record. Bases 1190 to 3532 code for a protein of 780 amino acids. Gene Ontology annotation, cellular component: transcription regulator complex; nucleus. Gene Ontology annotation, biological process: regulation of DNA-templated transcription; negative regulation of canonical Wnt signaling pathway. The transcript is spliced from 20 exons. NCBI's taxonomy places the organism in Eukaryota, Metazoa, Chordata, Lepidosauria, Squamata, Eublepharidae.